AUGUCGGAAACCUUCGAAUUCCAGGCUGAGAUCUCUCAGUUGCUCGGCCUUAUCAUCAACACCGUCUAUUCUAACAAAGAGAUCUUCCUAAGAGAACUCAUCUCCAACGCCUCCGAUGCCCUUGACAAGAUUAGAUAUACCGCUUUGUCGGAUCCCUCCGUCCUUGAUUCGGAGAAGGACCUCAAGAUCUCUAUCAUCCCAGACAAGGAGGCCAAGACAUUAACCCUCAUCGAUACUGGUAUCGGUAUGACCAAGGCUGAUCUCAUCAACAACCUUGGUACAAUCGCCAGAUCCGGUACCAAGCAGUUCAUGGAAGCUCUCUCCGCUGGAGCUGAUGUUUCCAUGAUUGGUCAAUUCGGUGUUGGUUUCUACUCUGCUUACCUCGUUGCCGACAAGGUUGUUGUUCACUCGAAACACAAUGAUGAUGAGCAAUACGUCUGGGAAUCCAGCGCUGGUGGUUCCUUCACCGUCACCCACGAUGAGGGCCCUAAGCUCGGUCGUGGUACCAAGCUCGUUCUCCACAUGAAGGAGGACCAGCUUGACUACCUCAACGAGGCCCGUAUCAAGGAGGUCGUCAAGAAGCACAGCGAGUUCAUCUCCUACCCCAUCUACCUCCACGUCAGCAAGGAGGUUGAGACCGAAGUCCCAGAUGAGGAAGCCGAGACCGUUGAGGAGGGUGACGAGAAGAAGCCCAAGAUCGAGGAGGUCGAUGAUGACGAGGAAGAAAAGAAGGCCAAGACUAAGAAGGUCAAGGAGACUAAGGUCGAGGAAGAAGAGCUCAACAAGACCAAGCCAAUCUGGACCAGAAACCCUACCGAUAUUAGCACUGAAGAAUAUGCUUCAUUCUACAAGAGCUUGUCCAACGACUGGGAGGAUCACCUUGCCGUCAAGCACUUCUCCGUCGAGGGUCAGCUCGAAUUCCGUGCCAUCCUCUUCGUUCCAAAGCGUGCUCCUUUCGAUCUCUUCGAGACCAAGCGCUCUAAGAACAACAUCAAGUUGUACGUUCGACGUGUCUUCAUCACUGAUGACUGCACCGACAUCAUCCCAGAAUGGCUUGGAUUCGUCAAGGGUGUCGUCGACUCUGAGGAUCUCCCACUCAACUUGUCCCGUGAGACUCUCCAGCAAAACAAGAUCAUGAAGGUCAUCAAGAAGAACAUCAUCAAGAAGACUCUUGAGAUGUUCAAUGAGAUUGCCGAGGACCGCGAGCAAUUCGACAAGUUCUACACCGCCUUCAGCAAGAACAUCAAGUUGGGUAUCCACGAGGACUCCCAGAACAGAAACCUCCUCGCCAAGCUCCUCCGAUUCAACUCCACCAAGUCCGGCGAUGAGCUCACCUCCCUCACUGACUACAUCACCCGCAUGCCCGAGCACCAGAAGAACAUGUACUACAUCACCGGCGAGUCCCUCAAGGCCGUCCAGAAGUCUCCAUUCUUGGAUGCUCUCAAGGCCAAGGGCUUCGAAGUCCUCAUGCUCGUUGACCCCAUUGAUGAGUAUGCCAUGACCCAGCUCAAGGAAUUCGACGGCAAGAAGUUGGUCGACAUCACCAAGGACUUCGAGCUUGAGGAGACCGAAGAAGAGAAGAAGCAGCGUGAGGAGGAAGUUAAGGAGUACGAAUCUCUUGCCAAGUCCCUCAAGGAGGUCUUGGGUGAGAAGGUUGAGAAGGUUGUUGUCAGCCACAAGCUCGUUGACUCCCCAUGUGCUAUCCGUACCGGCCAAUUCGGUUGGUCUGCCAAUAUGGAGCGUAUCAUGAAGUCUCAAGCUCUCCGUGAUACUUCCAUGAGCUCUUACAUGGCCUCCAAGAAGACCUUCGAGAUCUCCCCCAAGUCUCCAAUCAUCAAGGCUCUCAAGGCCAAGGUUGAGGAUGAGGGUGCCUCCCGCUCUGUCUCUGAUCUUACAACCUUGUUGUACGAAACCGCUCUCUUGACCUCCGGAUUCUCGCUUGAGGAGCCAUCCAGCUUCGCUCAGCGCAUCAACAGACUCGUUUCUUUGGGUCUCCAGAUCGACGAGGCUGAGCCAAUCGCUGAGGACGAGAAGGAAGCCGAGAAGGCUGCCACCGAGACUGUUGAGUCUAGCAUGGAGGAGGUCGACUAA
This is a messenger RNA of Orbilia oligospora ATCC 24927, 2091 nucleotides long. RefSeq lists its product as uncharacterized. Gene Ontology annotation, cellular component: perinuclear region of cytoplasm; cytosol; plasma membrane. The record is from RefSeq and is a predicted model, not a curated record. The coding region runs from base 1 to 2091 and encodes 696 amino acids. The transcript is spliced from 2 exons. Gene Ontology annotation, molecular function: ATP binding; ATP hydrolysis activity; ATP-dependent protein folding chaperone. Lineage: Eukaryota; Fungi; Ascomycota; Orbiliomycetes; Orbiliales; Orbiliaceae. Gene Ontology annotation, biological process: protein stabilization; cellular response to heat; protein folding.